Messenger RNA from Thrips palmi, 664 nucleotides. RefSeq lists its product as uncharacterized. The record is from RefSeq and is a predicted model, not a curated record. The transcript has 2 exons. NCBI's taxonomy places the organism in Eukaryota, Metazoa, Arthropoda, Insecta, Thysanoptera, Thripidae. The coding region runs from base 61 to 387 and encodes 108 amino acids.
UAUCCACCACAAGAAUACUGGGAAGGGCUUUGGGCAACGGGCGGCCGGCCUGCUGCAGAGAUGGGGCUCAAGCAGUGCGAGUGCACUCAAUUUAAGACUCUCGAUGCAGCUGAUCCACCUCCAACUGACCGGCACGAGCAUUAUCAUUACGUGCAGCAUGGACCCACCCAUCCACCGCAGUCCGAGGUUCGCCGCAACAGCAACAAGGGGCGGACGUUCCAGGCGCAAUGGUACGCUAAGCUGGAGUUCAGCCUCAACAAGAUGGUGGCUUCAAAGACGUACGUCCCUGUCGCUCAAGGACGUAUCUCCAGGCGAAGAAUUUCAACACCACAAAUGCUGAGGCAGUCCAGGGGCGGACUGGCGGUGCUAGGGCCCCUCCGGGAAUGAGUCUGAAGGGCCCCACUAUCACCGUAUCAUAAACGAAACUUUCAAAUUCAGGAAAGUGCCUGUUUUCUCUUUAAAUGUAAUUUUGUUUCGAGUUUUAAGUGAUUUGAUAGAAUCGUGUAGGUAAAACGGCAAGGGGCGAUGCGAGAUGCAAGAAAUUUCUAAAAGGAAAUGGAAAAACCUCAAACUGCGAGCGAAGCGAGCUUCGCGCCCACGACGUUUUGGCUUGUCCCACGGAUUCUACUAAAAACGAAUAUAACUGUUCGAAAGUCAAUUAACU